Messenger RNA from Suillus subalutaceus, 783 nucleotides. RefSeq lists its product as uncharacterized. NCBI's taxonomy places the organism in Eukaryota, Fungi, Basidiomycota, Agaricomycetes, Boletales, Suillaceae. The coding region runs from base 1 to 783 and encodes 260 amino acids. The record is from RefSeq and is a predicted model, not a curated record. The transcript has 2 exons.
AUGACAAGGGGUGUCUCAAUUAACACUCUUCCAGUCGAGCUUCUCUACGAGAUACAGCUCUUUUCUGCAUCUCCCUCUCUCCCUCUGACAUCGAAGACGCUCUACAAAAUAUUCAGCGCAUCUCCGCCCUCCUAUCGCGCCCAAUAUCUCAUUGCAUCUAUCGAAACCGCACAAAUUAGGGAUGACUUGAUUCCCUCGAAACUAUUGCGGUACCCAAUUUGCACAGUGGACAUAUUAGAAACGUUGUUUCGAAUAUCAGACGAUAUUGUACCUUUAACCUGGAUACCGGAACUUCCGAGACGCCUCUUUCGUUCGCUCACGGCCAAGUCGCGCGCAAAGACGCCUUUGUGGACAGAUCAAGACCAUCCGCUUCCCUUCCUGAAAUAUUUGUUCACUUGUCCGAAAAUCCGUCCCCCAGACGUCAACUCGCAUGAUGGCUACGCCCUGACGAAAGCUGUCCAGGCGGGCUUCGUGCCUCUAGUUCACUUUCUUCUUGAUCAUGGCGCUUCCCCUCGCUGCAAAAAUAACAUAUCGAUCCUUGUCGCUAUUUACCGCAAGGAUCUCUCGCUCGUACGACUGCUCGUGGAAAGAGUGGAUUGCCGGGAGUGUGGUCCAGGGGCAUUGAAGCAGAAGGAGAAGAGGCAAAAAUUGGAGGAUCGAGUGCAAGUAACACCCGAAAUGCUCAAGGUUGCGGUGAAACUCGAUGCGCGGGAUAUUGUGGAAUAUUUUAUGGAAGAAAAAGAAUGUGUGCCCGAUUUGCAGACUCUACAAAUAAUGCGAUGA